Penicillium nucicola is the source of this 1233-nucleotide messenger RNA. Its product is annotated as NAD(P)/FAD-dependent oxidoreductase. The transcript has a single exon. Lineage: Eukaryota; Fungi; Ascomycota; Eurotiomycetes; Eurotiales; Aspergillaceae. The record is from RefSeq and is a predicted model, not a curated record. Bases 1 to 1233 code for a protein of 410 amino acids. Gene Ontology annotation, molecular function: NADH dehydrogenase activity.
AUGUCCCAAAACAUAGUCAUUAUUGGUGCUGGCUUUGCCGGAGUAUGGAGCGCACUCUCGGCCAAACGUCUGCUCAAGCUCGCAAACAAGGAGAACGAGAUCGAAGUGACCGUCAUCGCCCCUGAACCAACCUUGGUGAUGCGUCCUCGACUCUAUGAGCCCAAGGCUUCCAGCCUGAUUCAUCCUCUCAAGGAGCUUUUCGAAGAAGCCAGUAUCAAGUUCAUUCCUGGCAUUGCCGAUGCGAUCCAUACUGAAGAUUACAUCGUCAACGUCCGAUCUGCUUCAGGUGUCGAAACGACCAUCAACUACGAUCGUCUCAUCCUCGCCGCCGGAAGCUCUGUCAAUCGCCCCCAAGGUAUUCCAGGUCUUGAAAAAUAUGCCUUUGAUAUUGAUUCUCUCGAAGGUGCCAUCAAACUGGAAACCCACCUCGAGGGACUUGGUGCACUGCCCGCGAGCCCCGGCCGCGACACGGUAGUUGUGUGUGGCGCUGGUUUCACGGGCAUUGAGAUUGCAGCCGAGCUGCCUCGACGUCUUGGUCAUGUUACCAAUGCGCGCGUCAUCCUCGUUGGAAAUGCAGAUGAGGUUGGCCCCGAUUUUGGAUCUGGUCCACGUCCAGCAAUUGCAUCAGCCUUGACAGAUCUCGGCGUUGAAUUCAAGCUGGGGUCUGCAGUUUCGGCUGUCGACUCAAACGGAGUAACUCUCGCGACUGGGGAGCACAUCGAAACAAAGACAGCGAUUUGGACCGCUGGAGUGAGAGCUACGCCGCUGACAGCACAAAUCCCCGGCCGGAAGGAUGCGAUGGCGCGCCUUUUUGUUGACGAAUAUCUCCGUGUUUCGACUGCAAAUGGUGUCUUUGCCACAGGUGAUGCCGCCUGUGCGAUUGCCGACGGUAAAAGCCAGUACGCUUUGAUGAGCUGCCAGCACGCUCUCAUGCUUGGCCGUGUGUCGGGUCACAAUGCUGCUGCUGCGCUCCUGGGUCAGCCUCUCAUGGAAUAUUCACAGGCUGCAUACAAUUGCUGCCUUGAUCUUGGGUCCUGGGGUGCUCUUGUUGCUAGUGGUUGGGAUAGGGAAACUAUCAAGAUUUCGGGAGAUAUAGCGAAGCGAGUGAAGUGCUAUAUCAACCAGAAGUUGAUUUAUCCUCCCGAUAGUGUCCAAGAAGCUCUGAAAUUGGCUGAUCCUAUUGGUCCUGAUUCUGACCAGCUGUUUGAACAGCUAGUUCAAGUGGUUGGAUAA